AUGCGCAAAAAAUGGGCUUUCCUGCUUCUGCAAUUUGUGGUUUUAGCUGCAAGCUGCAAGGACGAUGAAGCUUUCUGGGUCACAAAUGCGCCCAAAGGGCCGCAUGGAGCACACCUUCAAAACCAAGUGGACCGGUCAAAUAUGCAGGGCCCACAUCCUGCUGUCACUACAAGGCUUCACGAGUUUGCGGGAAAAUCGGGAGUUAGCACCACAGGGACAUUUUCCACAGCCUUAAAAGCUACAAGGCGUACUGGCAGAGGGCAGGAGCAGCCGCAAGAAGCCAAGAGUGCCAAUCGACUGAGCGGAGAAGGCAGCAGCAAAGACACAGAAAAGGGGGCGAAGGCGCUCGCGGUUGUGAUUUCUUGGUGGGAUGUACUACUACUGCUGCUUUUGGGUCUGCUGGCGCUGUGUAGUUCUGCCGCACUUCUUGCUGCUAGUUUUGUGGGAGACGCCGGAAGGCGCUACUGCGAGUACUGGGGGCCCCUACGGCGUUUCAUCAAAAUCCGCAACAAAAAAGCCGCAAGCCUACAGAUCCUGGCUUCCCAGUAUGAGCAAAUUAGUGAGGAGCGAUCGAGAAUUGCUACGCUGUGGUUUGUGGCGAGGCAAAUGAAAGAUAGCGGGGACAUGCCAAUUUUUAGUGGAAUGCCUUUCAAAUUCGUGUCACACACCGAUGGACUGUUUCUGCCGCCAGCCUCCUGGUCUCGCUCUAUUUCCAUGCACCUGUUUGUCAGCGUCCUGCUCUCCCCCGGAGUGUCCAUUGUUUCCGUGGCUCUAUGUGCUUCUGCUUCGCUCUUGAAGCAGGCCAUCCUCCGUAAACAGGCCGAAGAGAUGGAAGCCUCGCUGGAUAGCAUCCGUCGUCGCUACCAAGAGGAGCGCUCAGAGUCAUCCUCUGACAGUUCGGGCGUGAGCGGCAGAACAGUUGAGUCGCUCGUGCACCAGAGGAUACAGGCGGAGGACAAGCAGCAGGACUCUAGUCGUGCGUCCUCCGUUUCCCGUUCUGACUCUACCCCUCGCACUUCUUCUUCGAGGCGUCUGAACCGAGCGAGCAACAACACGCGUGCGCCAAAAGGUAGAGGAUUGCAAGGGCCGUCUAGGGCUUCCGGGGUUUCAGGUGUAAGUCGCUGGAGCGCCUCUUGUAAGGGUAGCCAGACAGAAGGCGUGACGGCGACAGGCAGAAAGAGGAAGCAUCCUAAGCGGCAGGAAGGACAGAGCGAAUACGACACAGACGACGCGCUGCCGCCUGAAAUUCCAGGGAGCAUCAAAAGAGAUGCGUUGCUCGCGCACAAGUUUGACCAGCUGGCUCAGCGGAAGCUGGGGAUCCUAAGGAGAAUCGUCCGAGAGGCCGCCCAGCACGAGCCGCACUCUACUGCUCACCCAUAG
Molecule: messenger RNA, 1380 nt
Organism: Cyclospora cayetanensis
Lineage: Eukaryota; Apicomplexa; Conoidasida; Eucoccidiorida; Eimeriidae
Exons: 4
Coding region: 1-1380 (459 amino acids)
Source: RefSeq, a predicted model, not a curated record